AUGGUGGUGCUUGUAAGCUCCGUAUGCCCGCAGUCAGAGGCCGCGGACUGUAAAACCUGCACAUUUCGCAAUUCGGAUGGUGUGUUGGUGCGGGAGGGCAUUUGUAGCGGUGACUGUGGGAUUGAUGUUGUAUGGGUGUAUGGUAGGAAGAGUUUGCGCUUGAAUUCCCUGGUACCACCCUUGCGGUACAUAGCGAACAGUUCCGUCUUCGAUGGGCUCUACAGCUUGGAGGACCUCCUCCUCCAGCACAACGACCUUCAGAGUCUACCUGUUGGUGUCUUCGACGGGCUCUCAGGCUUGCAGAAUCUAUAUAUUGGAGUCAACAGUCUCAAGAGUGUGCCAGUAGGAAUCUUUAGUCAGCUCUCGACUUUGCAGCAACUUUCGCUUGCCAUUAACAAACUGCCAAGUCUUCCUGAUGGAUUAUUCGACGGGCUCUCAAGCUUACAGAUCCUAAACCUUCGAGACAACGAGAUCUCCUGCAUUUCUUCUCAGGCUUUCGCUAAUCUAACUUCGCUUUCCACUUUGUAUCUUACAGGCAACAACCUGACGUGCUAUCAUACGUCUUGGCCAAAGUUCGCUCAAUUAGAUGCGAAUCUGGAACCGUGCCAAAACGAAACUCAUUGCGACGAAAACGGACAAAUCUCUUCUCUCGGAAUCAAUUUCGAAGCAACAACUAUCCCACUGGCACAGCAAAAUUGGACGGUUUACCCUGACUACCUCACUUGCCAAAUACAGCAUGGUUGGCAGGAGAUCGUGGAUGAUGAGCCUGCGCUAAACAAUACCAUCAAGACCGGUGGACUCGGGAAGCAGAUGGUGGUAGGCCGGUUCGAAGUGUGGGUAUGCAGCUACCAAGAUCAUUGUGCGAGGCCUGGGAAUGCUUUCUGCUACGUGUAUGACGAGCAUGAGGAGACCUUCGUUCCCUGGGGCCUAGAAGAUGAACUUAUGCUAAGCUAAGUGGACUUCGCCGCCGGUGUCACAGUGCGGCGGUGCCGACGGAAUACGUGAGGCCGCGCUCUGAGUCGGAUCGGCUGAGACGGACCAUCGACACUCAGGCUUAUCUGAGAGAUUCAAGCCUUGAAGAUUCAACCGAGAUUACUAAAAGGCACCGUUGAAGUGGAGACCUAGAGUAUCCACAGUGAUAAGUUUCAAUCCGUUGAAGC
This is a messenger RNA of Guillardia theta CCMP2712, 1160 nucleotides long. RefSeq lists its product as hypothetical. Lineage: Eukaryota; Cryptophyceae; Pyrenomonadales; Geminigeraceae. Gene Ontology annotation, molecular function: protein binding. The record is from RefSeq and is a predicted model, not a curated record. Gene Ontology annotation, cellular component: extracellular matrix. The coding region runs from base 1 to 954 and encodes 317 amino acids. The transcript is spliced from 2 exons.